Molecule: messenger RNA, 1670 nt
Organism: Sorghum bicolor (sorghum)
Lineage: Eukaryota; Viridiplantae; Streptophyta; Magnoliopsida; Poales; Poaceae
Exons: 4
Coding region: 13-1044 (343 amino acids)
Source: RefSeq, a predicted model, not a curated record
CAAGAUGAGAGGAUGCCCUCCUCACCUAGAACAACAUCUGCUUCAGCUCCGCGUACCGUGGAUAGGGUGCCGUGUAACCUCAAGAGGGUUGUUUUUGAGAACUCGCAGGAGAGGUUUGAGCAUCAUAUUCGACCAAACCAGCCUUCUGCAGCUAGUCACGGCAAUGAUGACGACGACUUCAUGCCCUUUCCCAACACUCGUUCAUCUUCACGCAUCGAUAAAUCUAAGGAUGUUGGUCCUAGGAAGACUUUGCAAGCACGAGCAGGAUUAUCGACCGGUGCUUGUACACAGGCAAGACAAAGGAAAAAGAGAGCUACCAACCGAUCCUCCAUUGUAAAUGUUCGGUGCAACCCCAGAGACGUUAUUUUCACCACUGGUUUGUUGAACCCACAACAAUAUGCUGCUAUUGAAGCUGAUGGUUUUGCUGAGUUGCUAAGAAUGAAGAUCGAUGCUGUAGAGAACAAGAAUCUUAUUAUCUGGCUACUGGACCACACUGACCCGGAUCAAAUGCUAAUAAAGUUAGGUGCAGGCAAGGUCCUUCCGAUCACUCCACAAAUAAUUAGCAUGGUUCUUGGUCUGCCUAUAGGGGGUCAAAACCUCAAGCAAUACUCAUGGAAGGAAGGUAUCAUAUUUCGUCAGCAGCUUAUCUCUGAUCUAAACCAAAGCCUCACUGAAGAUUGUGACAUACAUAUAUCCAACUUGCAACAAGAGAUCCUUAAGGGAAAUGUGAACCCCCUCAUGAAGAGAUGCUUCUUAAUGAUACUCUGCAAUAGGCUGCUACUUCCUAGCAGCAGUAACACCAUUGGAUCAAAUGACAUCAAGAGGACAAUGGAUUACCAAUUGUUCGGAGUCGUUGACUGGUCCCAGGCUGUAUUCAAUGAUCUCCAGAUUGCUGUUCGCACCUGGCACGACCGGGACAAAAAACAACUCACUCAAAACAUUUAUGGCUGUGCCAUUUUCCUACUAGUACGUUUCUUUUCAUUCAUCACUAUUUUUAUUAUUUUUUUUCAGCUUUCCUGCCACCCAAUUAUUUUUUGUCAAUAGGUAUACUAUCUUGACAACAUUGACCACCCGUCCUCGUUGGCUGAUCGGACUUCCACUCCACGUCUUACCUUUUAUGAUAAUGCUCUCAUAGAUCGCUUAAUAGCUGCUGAUACAACUUUAACCACCGAGGGUGCACAUACUUUUGGUGUCCAACCUUUCAAGCCAUGGAGUACCACUUGCUACGCUGCUCCAAAUGUUCGUGGUGCUCCUUGCCAAAGCAGAAAUGUUCCUAAUGCAGGAAUACCCAAUUUAGACAUUCCACGCCUACAAGAUUUGUUAUCUGGGUCGAUAGAUGCUCUCACUGCCCCACAUAGAGAGACAGUACGGGGUUUCUUUUCUGAGUUUGAUCGCACACUUUCUAUUAACAAAAGGUCCAUUGAGAAUUCUAUUGGGAACAUUGUGACAGCCCAAUUUCGGCUAGCUGAUCAAUGUCGUCCAUUCAUUCAUGAACUUCUUCACUCACAAUCCCGAGACACCAACAUUCCAGGUGAAACUUAUAGGACAACGCAUACCCACACUGAUCAUGAUACCCGUCAAUCAGGCCAUUCUACCCCGCCUUCAAUGACAGGCAUACUCUUCAUACUCUUGUUUUAGUCAAUACAUAUGUUAUCUCAACCUGUUGCAUG